Molecule: messenger RNA, 588 nt
Organism: Cyanidioschyzon merolae strain 10D
Lineage: Eukaryota; Rhodophyta; Bangiophyceae; Cyanidiales; Cyanidiaceae
Product: small GTP-binding protein Sar1
Exons: 1
Coding region: 1-588 (195 amino acids)
Biological process (GO): intracellular protein transport; vesicle organization; endoplasmic reticulum to Golgi vesicle-mediated transport
Cellular component (GO): COPII vesicle coat; endoplasmic reticulum exit site
Molecular function (GO): GTP binding; GTPase activity
Source: RefSeq, a predicted model, not a curated record
AUGUUCGAUUGGCUGUGGAACUUGCUGAGUUACCUCGGGCUCUACUACAAGAAUGCUAAGAUACUUUUCCUUGGCUUAGACAACGCCGGGAAGACGACGCUGAUGCACGUCUUGAAAGACGACCGGCUAGCGCAACACGUUCCGACACAACACGCCACUUCAGAGGAGGUCAUAUUGGGAAACGUGCGGUUUCGCGCAUUUGACCUUGGUGGUCAUGAAGUAGCACGCCAGAUCUGGCGAAACUACUAUACAAACGUUGAUGCGAUCGUUUACAUAGUCGACGCGAACGACCGAGAGCGUUUCCCCGAGAGCAAGGCUGAACUCGAUCGCCUCCUCGCCGACGAACAGCUCAGCGAUGUGCCGUUUCUGAUUCUCGGGAACAAAAUCGAUAUACCGUAUGCAGCAAGUGAAGAAGAGCUGCGGACGGCGUUGGGUCUGCACCACCUGACGACCGGCAAAGCGGGCGCCCCGCGCGGAAUGAACGCCCGAGGCGCCAAGGACGUGCGGCCUCUGGAGAUCUUCAUGUGUAGUGUUGUUCGUCGCAUGGGGUAUGCAGAGGGCUUUCGUUGGCUCGCUUCUUACCUUUAA